This is a messenger RNA of Penicillium cataractarum, 1821 nucleotides long. RefSeq names its product Cupin domain protein. NCBI's taxonomy places the organism in Eukaryota, Fungi, Ascomycota, Eurotiomycetes, Eurotiales, Aspergillaceae. Gene Ontology annotation, biological process: spindle attachment to meiosis I kinetochore; attachment of mitotic spindle microtubules to kinetochore; kinetochore assembly. Bases 1 to 1821 code for a protein of 606 amino acids. The transcript has 5 exons. Gene Ontology annotation, molecular function: centromeric DNA binding. Gene Ontology annotation, cellular component: kinetochore. The record is from RefSeq and is a predicted model, not a curated record.
AUGGCGCGUGGUUCCACGAAGCCCCGCGACCUCGACUUCUCCAAUGUGGGAACUCAUGGAAGACGGACGGGUCUCACGAUGGAGGAAAGGGAGCGCGACGAGUAUGGAAUGGAAGAAGUAGACGGUCUAUUCUCGUCUCCUGAGAAAUCACCCGCGAAAUUAAAUGGAUUCUCUCCUGCGGACGACGACACUGCCAGCUCUGAGAUGUCUAUUGAAGAUGGCAAUGCGCCGGGACCUAUGGAUUUUCUCAGCACUUCGAAUAACGCGCGCGGUGCUUUUCUACCCCCAGCAUCUCGAUCCCCUGCAAAAUUCUCUCGACGAUCUCCUGUCUUGCGAUCCUCACCAGACGAUAGAGAAGACCUCGUAGCGUCUAGCCCAUCGGAUGGUAGACGUCUGUCUUUUGCGCGAGGCGACCCAACUCCCUUGACCAAUCGCUCAGUGAAUGCAGGCGUAUCAAACAACAAGAGCACUGCGCGACAAAAGGGAAAAUCACGAUUAGUAGCCACGGAAGCGGCGGACUUUUCUGACGGCGAGGGUGAAGGCGACGAGAAUGAGGAUGCCUUUGCUGCUGGGCAGGAUGAUUUCAGCGAUGGCUACGACGAGGGUGAUGAAACUGUGAUGCCGCUUGAGGAGGAACCAGCGGAUGCUACGGCACAAGACCAGAGUGAACCAGAAGACGAGGUGUCCCCGGCACCCGCAGCCUCGCAACAGACAAAGACGACCGUAUCGAGUUCAAAACAGCCUAAAAAGGGACCCGCAGCAAAGACUACAAAGGCGACCAAGGCUGCUACCAAACCAACCGGGAAACGACGUCGCAUUGCGAAGACUCAGCAAGCUGAAGAGAACGAGGAGCCCGCCGAAGCUAGACCAACUAAGAAGCCAAAGACCACUGCCGCCGAGAGCUCUCAAGCCCCGCGCGAGCCCUUGGACCCGGAACUGGACCGAGUUGUCGAAAACUAUGCCCAGCGUUCGGGCCCAUUGAAGGGUCGCAGUCUAUAUAUUCUCAAGCGCGAAGACCCCAGCAGCAGCGAGACGACUCACACCCGCUCUGGACGAGUUUCUGUACGCCCUCUGGCAUAUUGGCGCAACGAGCGGUGUGUGUUUGGUGACGGAGAGGCCGCCGAGGGCCAACGAUACCCUCUCUCCACGAUCAAAGAGGUUAUCCGCACCGAGGAGCUUGAACCAGAUAGGCCGAGGAAGGGCAAGCGUGGCCGCAAGGGCAAGUCAAAGAAGCAAAAGGACGAGUCUUCAGACGAGGACGAGAUUGAUGACGAUGCGGAUCUUUGGGAGAAGGAAACCGGUGUUCUACAUGGCUACGUUUCCAAAUGGGACCCUGUGGCACAGACCAGCACGUCGGAGGAGGAAGUAGUAGACAUUGCAUACGCACCAUCUGGCUUCGAGACAAGGGAAGUCAAAGGCGCGUCAUUCCGCUUCGCAAAACUGCUCAGCUCUUCAUUCAUUGGCUCCGGUGUCGUUGAGCUUCCACCAGAUGGUGUCAAAAAGCCCAAGAAUUCGAAGAGAAUGCAUAUGGUGUUCUAUGUCUGCUAUGGCCGAGUACAAGUCGACAUUUGCGGUGUGCAAUUCAGUGCUGGCAAGGGAUCCGUGUUCCAAAUUCCACGAGGUAACUACUAUAGCUUCCAGAACUCGCAUGACAAGAAUGCCCGACUCUUCUUCACCCAGUGCUGUCUUCCGGAGGGGAGUGAAAUGCCCGUACAAUCUGAGACUGCCACGCAGAGCGAGUUUGAAGCCGAGAGCGGCACAUCGGAGCCCCCAGCCCCAAAGGCUCGAGGUCGCCCCAAGGGCAAGCAAAAGGCUAAAUGA